Messenger RNA from Scomber japonicus (chub mackerel), 1193 nucleotides. RefSeq names its product CD209 antigen-like. The transcript is spliced from 6 exons. NCBI's taxonomy places the organism in Eukaryota, Metazoa, Chordata, Actinopteri, Scombriformes, Scombridae. Bases 48 to 983 code for a protein of 311 amino acids. The record is from RefSeq and is a predicted model, not a curated record.
UCUUUUCUGGUCGAUCACAUCAGACUGCUCUCAUCUCAACAGUCAAAAUGGAGGACGGAGAAAAUUCAGGCACUGCUUUUGAGCGAACAUACAACAAACUGGUUUGUCAAGAGGAUGUAGAUGAGCACCAUCUCCACUCCAACCAAGAGAAACGGCAAGUGUCCAUGUCGAUGGUGAGACCUGAAUACGGUUUGAAUCAGUACAGACGGCUUGCAAUCAGCCUGGCAGUGCUUGCCGUCCUUCUGUUGGCAGUUGAUAUUGGCCUGGGAGUCUACUAUAACAAACUUGCUAAUGGGCAACAUUCAUUGACGGACAUCAACAAUGAGGUGGUCAAACUGCAGGUUUCUUACAACAAUGCAAUACGAAGAAGGGAUGAAGCAAAGAAAGAGCUGACGGACAUGAUCAGUCAGCAGCAACGUACCAAAUGGGAGCUUCAACACCUGCUUGGAAGAGUCCAAGAUUAUAAGAAGCAGACUGACAAAAUUCAAAAUGAGAUUGCAAUACUUAAAUCGCACAUACCGAUGAUUAAGGAUGGCUGCAGACACUGUUUACCAGGAUGGACUUUCAUGAACUCAUUGUGUUACUUCUUCGCGUCUUCUGAUACUCUUUCACGCAGAGGGUGGGAACAAGCCAGACAGCACUGCAAGAGGUUUGGUGCAGACUUGGUAGUGAUUGACAGCAGAGAGAAACAGCUGGCAAUAACUGACCUGAUAAAUAACUAUAAAGACCCUUCAAGACCAAUGUCUGCGAGUGGCUUCUGGAUCGGACUGAGAGAUGUGGUGGAUGAAGGGAUAUGGAGAUGGCUGGAUGGAACGAGACUGAAUGGAGGCUUUUGGAAUAUUGGAGAGCCCAACGACCAGGGUAAUGAGGACUGUGCAGCUGUGUAUCCCAGAGACAACCCCUUUCAGGGCUGGAAUGAUGCUCCAUGCAAUCAUGGACUGAAGUGGAUUUGUGAGAUGACACCAAGGUCUACACCAAGUUAAUGUAAUUUACCAGUUAAUAAUUGACUCCGCUUUAGAGACUUUCACACAUUUCCUGAAUGGUUCCUUUUUAUUAUCAUGUUGAUAUUUGAUGAUACUACAAAAUGGUAAGGAAGGUCCAAGAUACGAAAAAUACAUUUGAUUCAUGAAGUGAACUAUAAAACUGUAAGUUAAGUCACUUUACUGUAAUAAAUAAAAUCUUUGCCUUGACUA